UAGAGUGAAACUGUCUAUCCAACUUCUCCUGGUUUCAGUUGAGGAGUCUGAAUUGUGGGUAUUGUAGUUCUCUUGCCUUUUGGAGUUCCUGGUUUAGAAGUCUUAGAGGAAUGCUGGGAGGACUUCCAUUCCCAGGUGCCUUAGCCAGUCGCAGUUUAAGUGAGACAGAAAGAACAAUACAUGCUUAAAAAUAACUUUUGAUGUUGGUAGAGUGACUGUCAUCCACUAAAAUAAUGUUUCUGGAUUGAAGCAGCUGUAUAUUUCCACAAUUGUAAGAAUUCCAAGAAGAAGGUCUGAAGGAAAUUUGACUGGUAUGGAAGACAAUAAAUCCUCCAGAAAUUGCAAUAUUACAGACCCAGAUUUGUUUCUCAACUGUCCAGAUGCUUUCAAACUACAUGACAAUACUUCCAAGGCUACAAAUCCAUUCUGGAAUGAACUAUCUGCUUCUAAUCCAUUUUUGGAUGAAAUAACUCAGCUACGAAAUAACAAGAAGAAAACUAAUACCUCCAUCUUGAAGGAAGACCCUUAUCUUUUUUAUAGAGAAAUAGAAACAGAAAAUUCUUUUGAUUCCUCUGGUGAUGAACUUGAUGUGCAUCAAUUGCUUAGGCAACCUUCCUCAGGGAAAUCUGGAAAAUCUAAAAGUGUUUCAGAACUUUUGGAUAUUUUAGAUGACACAACACAUUCCCUUCGGAAUAUGCAUAACUCUGAUCAGAUCUUAGAACAAGACCUAGAAUGGCUUCAAAAUGAUCGAGAGGCUUAUAAAAUGGCUUGGCUAAGUCAACGUCAGCUUGCUCGCUCCUGCCUGGAUUUGAAUACAGUUAAUCAGAGUCCUGGAUGGGCUCAAACACAAGUUGCUGAGACUCCUAUAGUUUGUAGAUUAAACCAUCAAGGAGGUUCAGUACAAUUACCUGAAUCAGGUAUCAGUAUUCACGUACCCCAAGGGCACGUGACAGUGGGAGAAUUCCAAGAAGUGUCUCUAAGGGCUUUUCUUGAUCCUCCACAAAUGCUUAACCAUGAUCUUUCAUGCACGGUAAGCCCACUCCUUGAAAUCAUGUUAAGCAAUCUCAAAACAAUGGAAGGAAUAUUGCUGGAGAUGAAAAUUGGGGCUGAAGUAAGAAAGGACCCUUUCAGUCAAGUCAUGACAGAAAUGGUGUGUUUACACAGCAUGGGUAAAGAUGGCCCUUUCAAAGUGUUAACCAAUUGUUACUUUUAUAAAGACAUCAUUCAAAUUAAACUAAUAGAUUUGAGUCAGGUGAUGUAUUUGGUGGUUGCUGCACAAGCUAAAGCUAUUCAGACACCAGCUGCAACCAUUUGGGAUUAUAUUCACAAAACCACUUCCAUUGGAAUUUAUGGGCCUAAAUAUAUCCACCCCAGUUUCACUAUUAUUGUCACAGUUUGUGGACACAGUUAUAUGCCAGGUAAACUUACAAUCUCUGAUAUUAAGAAAGGCAGGAAAAACACAUCCCCUGUUGUGUUUCAACUUUGGGGGAAGCAUUCAUUCUUACUAGACAGGCCACAAAAUUUAAAUAUUUCUGCAUAUUCAUGUGAUCCUGAUUUUGAAGUAAAGACAAAGGAAGAAAGACAAGAAAUUAAACAAAAGCAGCUGCAAGCAGGCCAAGUAGUUCACCAAAAAAUUUUAUUUUCUUUAGUUGAUUCCAGAGAAAUGCACUUGUUUGUUUUUUGUAUUCAGGUGGAUAUCUCCAGUGGUAGACCACCCAUCCAGUUUUGUAUUACUAGCCCUGAUCCAGCCCCAAACCUAAGGCUGUCAAGUCUUCCAGGGAAUUCCCAGGAGAAGGAAAUCAAGUCUGUUCCUUUAUUACCAACAGUGCAUGUUAAAUAUCCCACAUUUCAGGACAAAAACUUGAACUUUACAACUUAUGGGGUAACUUUGAAGACAGUGCUAAGGCAAAGCAAGAUUGACUAUUUACUUGAGUAUUUCAAAGGGGACACGGUAGCUCUUCUUGGAGAAGAUAAAGUAAAAGCCAUAGGACAUUCCAAGGUGAAAGAAUGGUAUGUGGGAGUGCUGAGAGGUAAGAUUGGACUUGUACAUUGCAAAAAUGUUAAGGUGAUUACAAAGAAAAAAGGAAUGUCUAUGUCACAUAGUAUCUUUACAACUAGGCAUCUUCUUGAACAGAUAGCCUUACCCUUAAAAAAACUGACUUACAUCUAUUCAGUUGUACUGACUUUGGUGUCAGAAAAGGUUUAUGAUUGGAAAGUUUUAGCUGAUGUCUUGGGCUUCUCACAUUUGGCCCCAGAAGAUUUUGACCAAAUCCGGGCAGACAAAGAAUCAGAAAAAGUUUCAUACGUUGUAAAGAAGUUAAAAGAAGAUUGCCAUGCAGAUAGAAGUACCAAGAAGUUUUUCUAUGAACUUAUUGUGGCUCUGCUGAAAAUGGAUUGUCAAGGUUUAGUAGCACAUCUCAUCCAGGAAGCUGCUAUUCUGACAUCAGCUGUCAAACUUGGAAAAGGCUGGAGGGAACUAGCUGAAAAGCUAGUAAGACUCACAAAACAACAAAUGGAAGCAUAUGAAACUCCUCACCAAGGAAAAACUGGAUAUGUUUCUGAUGAGAUGAUGUGGAAACCUGCCUAUGACUUUCUUUAUACUUGGGGUGCUCACUAUGGAAAUAGCUAUAGAGACGUGUUACAAGACCUUCAAUCAGCUUUGGACAGAAUGAAAAAUCCAGUGACGAAACAAUGGCGGGACUUAACUGGAGUUUUAAUACUAAUAAAUUCUUUAGAGAUUUUGAGAGCAACUGCAUUUUCCUUUUCUGAAGAAGUAUAGAGAUGAAGGUAUAUUUCUUGGAGGAGGUGACUAGGAAGGGGAGAAUGGAGUAGUGUAUAUGUGUGUAUGAACUCAUUUUUUUCUUGUUUGCAAAAAAUGUUUUUCUUAAUAAAAAUACAAUCUUAUACCAAAUACAAGAUUAGUUUUAUGACCAAGCACAUAUUCUAGUAUACAUUUAAAAUGUAUAUAAUGGAGUGUUUUGUUGUUGAAAAAAAGAAAGUGAAGCCAUUUCAAAGUGUCUAUUAACUUCUUAAAUUGAAACAAAAUGACUGCUGGAAUAAUUGCAUCACACAGAUAAAAAGAUAAAGUGUUUUUAAUAAGAACAUAAGAGUUUUGCCAGUGGAACGUAGGAAGAGAAAAAUUAGCAUGUUCUCUGUGUUCCUGCAUAGGACUAUAAGUGAUAUGCGCCUAAUCUUAUUUUUAUUCCUCAAUGGAGUUUGCCAAUUUUAUUCUCUUUUCUUUUCCAUGUAAAGAAACUAAGCUCAGGAUAUGUUGCUAUGUGACUAUGUAAAGUAGUUUUUUUUUCCUGAAAAGUUUAGUUCUUUUUAGACACACACACACACACACACCUUGCCACAUAGCAAAAUAGAAAAAACAUGCCAAAACAUAGAGAAGUCAUAGCUUUGUCAUUUUAAUUAAAUUUCACUGCUGUUUUAUACCAUAUCUUGAUAAACUGAAAAAAUUAUCAUUGGUAAAUAUGUUGCCUGCAUACAUAGAUGACAUAUUUAACACUUUUUUUUAGCCUCUUGGGACAUUUCAAGUCCCCUCCACCAAGAAACCCCCCCAAACAAAAACAAACAACAAAACAUUGCUCAGUUAUGAUUUAUGGUGGUGCCAGUGAUUGAAGUUGUGACUAUGAAGUCUUAGGCAUGAGUCUUUUAUUCAACAACUAUGCUAUCUCCCUGGCCCACUUUGACUUUAAGAUCAUAGUGAACACCACUUUUCUUUUCUUCUUCCUCUUUGUUUUGUUUAUUGUUUAAAUCACUGUAUACAUUUCAGGAGUACUGUUUCAUUCUUCUUCAUUUGUGAGUUGUCAUCCCAUUCCCUACAAUUGCUGAAGUUCCUCCACCACAAUCUACUAGAUCCCCCUCAUUCUUGUGCCUUCAAUAUCCUCCUCUACUAGCAACCAUGGUUCAUGUCAGGCAAUUCUUUAUUCUCAGGUAUUUUUAAUAACAAGGGUGAUUUUUAAUUAUCCAGUUUAUUGUAGCUAAACACAACAUUUUUAACCUCCAAAACCACAUGUCUCUGUAUGGCUAUAUACAUAUGCUACUGAAGACAUAUGUGUGUGCGUGCACCAAAGUGUUUUUAUAAAACUUUAGGUAAACAGAGUGUAAAUACAGAAUGAGGCUAAUAUAAAUAAUAACUGUUGGUUGACAAUAUUACAAAGGUAUGGUCUAUACUUACUCAUAUGGUUAACCCUCUGGAUGUUUGUGUUUAUGUGUUUUUUGUAAUAAUUUAUUUAUUGUCUUUCAGUCAACAGAAAGUAUGUGUACCUACUC
Erinaceus europaeus (western European hedgehog) is the source of this 4278-nucleotide messenger RNA. It is a transcript of the gene MACC1, whose product is annotated as MET transcriptional regulator MACC1. The transcript has 5 exons. The coding region runs from base 314 to 2779 and encodes 821 amino acids. Gene Ontology annotation, cellular component: cytoplasm. The record is from RefSeq and is a predicted model, not a curated record. Gene Ontology annotation, molecular function: protein binding. Lineage: Eukaryota; Metazoa; Chordata; Mammalia; Eulipotyphla; Erinaceidae.